Messenger RNA from Oreochromis niloticus (Nile tilapia), 2424 nucleotides. RefSeq lists its product as uncharacterized. The transcript has 7 exons. The record is from RefSeq and is a predicted model, not a curated record. The coding region runs from base 429 to 1784 and encodes 451 amino acids. Lineage: Eukaryota; Metazoa; Chordata; Actinopteri; Cichliformes; Cichlidae.
GACUGGGUGUAGGUGUGUGUGAGAGAUCACCUGAGCUGUGUAGUCAGGCAUCACCUGGUGUGCUCUCCAAGGUUGCUGGUUCUCUGUUCUUCUUGCCACGAACUCCUCCAGCUGGUGUCUUGUCCUGAUUCGCAGCUCCACCUUCAUUUUUAAACCUCUCUUUUGUGUUUCAGAUGUAUCGCUGUAUUCUUCCACAACACCUGAGAAGACAUCCACAGAGUCAUGUGAGAAACUGCACUUUACACUUUGCUGGAGGAAACUGUAGCAGCAGCACGAGCAUCAGACCCACGAGAUCAGACUUAAAGGGAUAACACGACCACAGUAGGAAGGAACCACAUCAGUGUGCUGUGAACCAACUCACUCAACAGUUCACCCCAUAAAAUAAUUUAAAAAGGCUGAGAGCAGAACUGAGCUGUAGGGGUCCUGUGAUGUGUUCAGGUGCUCUUUUAUUGUUUAAAAUGUUAACCAGGUGGUUAACGUUCACAGCCUUCCUUGCCGUCCCAGCCAAUCCAGGAAGAGGAGCUACCGGCCAGGGCACUAUGACUGUGGCACCCACCUGCCGGGUCAAAGGUCAUCUAGAGGUGGAGCUGACUUUACACUGUGGAGAUGGAAAGGAUUUAGGUGUGGUCCAGUACUGGCACACUCCCUUUGGAGACCUCCACACUCCUGGUUCCCACAGUAAACUGGACCCCGUCGUCAUGCACCAUGAUGGGAGCCUGCUGGUCCCCAACACCAGUGCUCUCCACAGUGGCCUGUACUACUGCCUCCUGCAGCACACAGAGGGAACUACACUGUGGCCAUACGAACUCCACGUCGGUCACGAUGGUCAAAACCUUCAGGAACUGGGAGAAUACGAGCGAAGCAGCCACUGUGCUGCAUUCAGGUUCAGGAGGGAUGCUGGGUCUGAGGCAGCGAAGCAGGCGGGUGUUUCAGCUGAGCUGUUUGCAGGAGCUGUGGCUGCAUCAGUACUGCUGACCUUUGUGUUGGGAUUCAGCAUUGGAGCUUUGAGCAGGACUCGUGUUUUCAGGUGUUUAGGGGCAGUCAGGGCAAAGCUGCGGUCACCAAAAAGAGGACGAAAGCGCCAAAGCGACACAACUGACCACCGCCCCGAGGUCAGCAUGACAACCCUGCCGCCCACGAACGAGAACCCGGCCUCUGAAAACGACCAGGUGGUGCACAACAACUCUGCGACUAACCUGUCUCCUCCUGCCAAACCUCAGAGAAGCUUCCGGCACAAACGAGAGGAAGACGAGCCACCGGAGACCACUGCAUAUCUGGAAGGAUGUGACUACAAGGAGGAGAAAGAGAGCCGGUCUGGUCGCUUGUAUCUGAUAGGAGAGGAUGGAGAGAGUCAAAGUGAAACAGAUGAGGACGAGGAGGACAAACAUGGAAGCAAGAGCAGGGAGAAGAUGGGUAUGGUGCAGGAGGAAGAGGAAGCGGUGGCAGGUGAGGAGAAAGAUGGAGAGACGGAGAUUUCCAGAGAUUCUGAAAAGUCAUCUUUUGAAAGUGAAGACAAGGACACAGGAGGCAAAACCCAGGAGGUGACCAAUCAAGGAGCGCUGCCGCCCUCCCCACCACGCCCAGCCCGCCGCAGCCGCGUCAUCCGCCUGUACCAGUACGACGAGGACGGCCAGCGAUACGGCCACCUUCCGGACCCUGGCCCUGACGCUCCUCUCCCCGCCCCCAGAUUCAAACAGCGCUCUGUCUCUCUGACGCGCCUCUCCGCCAUCAUGGCUGCAGCCUCAACAGGGCCACUGGACCAGAGACAACAGGAAGAAGGAUAGUGAGCAGAUGCCAAACUUCCACAUGGACAUUUGAUAGAUGCUACAGAGAGUGGACAAAAUAAUGACAACACCAAGGCUCAAGUCGAGUCCACGUUUAGCGCCACAAACCGAGCCUGUGUUACGCUUUACUGCUACUCCUCAGGACAAUAAAGGACAAAGUCUCACACAUUCAAGUUUCCAAAGUAAAAUGAUUAGGGGGCAUACCAUAUAAUGCACGAGUGGGGAGUCCAUUCUUCAAAAGUUAAAUGCUUUCUUUGGCACAGAUGUUCAGUGCAUAUUAUUAUUAUUUGUCAUAAGUUAUAUUUGCAGUAAUUUUCACUCAUGCUUACUUGCAGAUCUGAGUUGCACUGAUUUGAUUAUCUCAGGAAAUCUGCAAAAAUGUACAAAAUAAAAGGACUUUCAUGUUUUGUUAUGCUGUAAACACCUGAAUGAAGCAGAACAGCCAUCGCCCAGUGGCUGAACUGAAAUGAUGCACACUUGUACCUGAUAUGUUAGGUGUGGAAUCAAUCUAUACAUACCCUUAGACUGGACACUGUAUUUUUAUGGGGUCUGACGGGUGAAUCUGCACAUGCACUUUUUAUAUCUGGAAAUCAAUUCUGCAUAAAUUAAAAAAGCUAAAGACGAAGCAUCAUCAAAGUAA